This is a messenger RNA of Impatiens glandulifera, 858 nucleotides long. Its product is annotated as alkaline/neutral invertase C, mitochondrial-like. NCBI's taxonomy places the organism in Eukaryota, Viridiplantae, Streptophyta, Magnoliopsida, Ericales, Balsaminaceae. The transcript is spliced from 2 exons. The coding region runs from base 1 to 858 and encodes 285 amino acids. Gene Ontology annotation, biological process: sucrose catabolic process. Gene Ontology annotation, cellular component: mitochondrion. Gene Ontology annotation, molecular function: endo-alpha-N-acetylgalactosaminidase activity; sucrose alpha-glucosidase activity. The record is from RefSeq and is a predicted model, not a curated record.
AUGGUGAAUGCUACUAGUUGUAUUGGCGUUUCCAUAGUAAUGAAGCCUUAUAGUAAAAUCUUAGUCGGCGGUAGGAAUUCCUCUAUUUUCAGAUUUCCUUUCCCAAAAUGUAAUCAUUUAAUUGCUGAUAAUUUGUCGAAAUUACAAUUUAAAGUAAAGGGUACUGGUCAAUUUAGUAGUUGUAAGGGGAAUAGAUUAGGAUUUGUUCCUAAAACUGAUCUGAAUCGGAUUUCUUUUUAUGGGUCUGAUUUGGGCUGGGGCCAAACUAGAGGUUUUAGGAGCUGUUUCAUUGAUAAGCGAAAGUUUGCAACGAUUAUAGUUAAUGUUGCAUCGAAUAUAAGGUUGAAUUCGACAUCAGCAGAAAAGAAUGUUGGUCAGACAGGGUUUGAGAGUAUUUAUAUUCAAGGUGGUUUGAAUGUGAAGCCUAUAGUGAUUGAGAAUAAGGGUCCAGGUGUAAAGGAACGAGAGUUUAAAUUAGAAGAAGCUAAUGAAUCAAAAGUAAAUGCUGAUAAGGUAGAUACUUUAGGAGGUUUGAAUAAGGAAAAUGUGUUGGUCAAUGAGAAAGAGUUGUCUGAGAUUGAAAAAGAGGCUUGGAAGUUGCUUCGAAAUGCAGUUGUGACCUAUUGCGGGAACCCAGUUGGGACAGUUGCAGCAGCUAGUGAUUCUGCUGAUAAGCAACCACUCAACUAUGAUCAAGUUUUCAUCCGUGAUUUUAUCCCUUCAGCAGUUGCCUUCUUGCUUAAUGGAGAAACUGAGAUUGUUAAGAAUUUCCUUCUCCACACUUUGCAGCUGCAGUCUGUCUUCCAGUAUGAAACUUUCAAAAUAAAUACUGCCUUUGAUGUAAUUUGCAUUGCUUGA